AAACUUAAUAAUAACCAACAUUUUCUGAUCUGUGCAUUCAUAAUCAAAGUAACUAACAAGUUAAAGAAGUAACAGAAAGCAAAAAAAAAAAACAGAAAAAUGCAAUCAGCCAAGGAAACAGCAGCUAAUAUUGCAGCCUCUGCUAAGUCUGGCAUGGAAAAAACUAAGGCCGUCGUUGAAGAGAAGGCUGAGAAAUUGACGACAAGUGAUCCAGUGCAAAGACAAAUGGCGGCGGAGAAAAAGGAGCAGAGGAUUCAUCAAGCGGAGAUGGAUAAGCUGACAGCUCAGGAGCAGAAUGCAGCUUCAAAACAAGCUGCUGCUACUGGUGGAACUACUGCUUAUACUGCUACGGGUGGUGGCAUGGGUCCCGGUCACACUACUGGGACCCAUGGCAUCGCUCCAGGUCAUACUGGUCUCGGCCACACUCCUGGAACAGAAGGGACCACACCUGGCUAUACUGGUCUCGGGCACACCACUGUAGGUCAAACUACUGCUGUGACUGGAACACAUGGCACAACUGCAGGUCAUACCGGUCUCGGUUACACCACUACAGGUCAAACUACAGGUGUGAUUGGGACGCAUGGUACAACUGCAGGUCAUACUGGUCUCGGUCACACCACGGGAGGUCAGACUGGACUCGGCCACACCACUGGAACACAUGACACUACACCAGGUUAUACUGAUCUCGGUCACACCACAACAGGUCAAACUACUGGUGUGACCGGAACACAUGGCAUUGAUGCCGGGCAUCACACUACUAGUACUGGUGUGAUGUCGGGAGGAGAGCACCCGAUGGAGUCCACCACGGGCGUGGUGGAGGGCCAGUAUAUACCAGGGAUCACCACGGGAAGCGGAGGGGCUACUGUUCAGGGCCCUAAUACCGGGCGCCAUGGAUCUACCACCGAUUCUACUACCUUUUAAUUAGGAAGUUUUUUCUUCUCUGAGUUGUAAAACUAAUUAGUUGUGAUGUUUAUGUACGCCUUGUUAAACACAUGGACUUUUUUAUAGUAAUAAGUAUCGAGUUUUUCCAUGGCAAA
Messenger RNA from Capsicum annuum, 1037 nucleotides. RefSeq names its product late embryogenesis abundant protein 46. The coding region runs from base 100 to 921 and encodes 273 amino acids. Gene Ontology annotation, biological process: embryo development ending in seed dormancy. The record is from RefSeq and is a predicted model, not a curated record. NCBI's taxonomy places the organism in Eukaryota, Viridiplantae, Streptophyta, Magnoliopsida, Solanales, Solanaceae. The transcript has 2 exons.